Ylistrum balloti is the source of this 648-nucleotide messenger RNA. RefSeq names its product ras-related protein rab-11.1-like. Gene Ontology annotation, molecular function: GTP binding; GTPase activity. Bases 1 to 648 code for a protein of 215 amino acids. Lineage: Eukaryota; Metazoa; Mollusca; Bivalvia; Pectinida; Pectinidae. The record is from RefSeq and is a predicted model, not a curated record. Gene Ontology annotation, cellular component: endosome. The transcript is spliced from 6 exons.
AUGGCUAAUUCUAUGACAGAGGAACAGUAUGAUUUCAUUUGGAAAAUUGUACUAGUCGGAGACUCAGGAGUGGGUAAAACAAACCUGUUGUCAAGGUUUACCCGGAAUGAGUUCAACGCCGAAAGUAAAAGUACAAUAGGAGUGGAGUUUGCUACGAGGAACUUAACAAUAAAGGGAAAAACAGUGAGGGCACAAAUCUGGGAUACCGCAGGACAGGAGCGUUACAGAGCCAUUACAAGUGUAUAUUACAGAGGAGCUGUAGGGGCCCUCGUCGUGUAUGAUAUCACUAAGCCCCAGACGUUUGAGAAUCUCCACAAAUGGCUAGAGGAGCUAAAGGAGCAUGCUGACCCGUAUGUCUGUAUCAUGAUCGUGGGCAACAAAACUGACCUCAGGUCAACCCGAGCCAUUCAACAGGAACAGGGACGUCUAAAGGCUGAGGAAAACAAAUAUUCUUUUAUUGAAACUUCUGCUCUGGACUCAACAAAUGUUGGUGAAGCUUUUAACAAUCUAUUAGUGGAUAUUUUCAAAGUACAAGUUGAAGAUCAGAAUUUGGAUACGAAAGCCGCUGACAACACAUCAAGAAUUGUUCCAAAUUCCUCUGAGGAUCCAAGUCAGCAAGAAGAUGGUGUGCAGCAGUGUGGCUGUUGA